AGUAAAAGAAUGCACUCGAUCGAGUAUGAAACAUACGGUUAUCGAUAACUGGAACCUAGAACCUGGCCAUCACUAGCAACAGCUGUCAUCACUAGGAGCAGACCACUGUUUUUGUGCGCAGUUUAAAAAGAAAACACUGUUUAUUAUCCAGAUGAGGUUCUGAAAACCCAUCAAGCCGUCUACUCAUAAGCUGAAUCAACAACAUAAAGCUUGCCAAAACAAAAACACGUGCAGGCACACGUUUACAUAUUUAUUUUCAUUGCGAACAGGUGAUUUCCGACAAACAACAGCAAAAUGGGAAUGGUACAGAAGCGCAAGAAGAUGCACUAUGGAGACACCCAUUUGCAGAGGAGGUGGCGUGUUCGCAACCGGCGACGUGAUCUCGAUCAGAUCGACGACGAUCUUCGCACCCGGAGCGGUGAGCUAAUCAAUCAGAAUGUGGAUCUGGACAAACCGGGAUUCGCCCAGUUCUAUUGUGUGCACUGUGCCAAGUACUUUAUCGACGACACCGCCAUGCAGGCCCAUUUCCGCACCAAGGUGCACAAGCGCCGGCUAAAGGCCCUGGAGACGGAGCCCUACAGCAUUGAGGAGUCGGAGCGUGCCGCCGGCAAAGGCAGCUUCCAGAAGGCCAAGAAGCGUGUCAUGGAGACACAGCCAACAAAAGAUGAAGUUAUUGCCGGAAAACGUAUCAAAGUAGAGGAAAAAGCCGAGGCAAUGGCCGAGGAGCCAUCCACAUCGAAGGCGACACCUCGCAAAAAGCCCGAAAAGAUGGAGACCUAGUUCUUAGUUUAGUUUACAAUUCACAAUUCGUAUAAAUAUAUUUCGCUUCUGUAUA
This is a messenger RNA of Drosophila ananassae, 835 nucleotides long. Its product is annotated as zinc finger protein 593 homolog. The transcript is spliced from 2 exons. The record is from RefSeq and is a predicted model, not a curated record. Gene Ontology annotation, molecular function: zinc ion binding; nucleic acid binding. Bases 295 to 780 code for a protein of 161 amino acids. NCBI's taxonomy places the organism in Eukaryota, Metazoa, Arthropoda, Insecta, Diptera, Drosophilidae.